AUGAGCAGGGCACGAGAAGCAGACCAGAAGAAGAAAAUGGAAAACGAAAGUAAAGUAAAUGGCUCCAAGUACCGGAAGAUAUCUCAUUUAAUUCAUAACCGGCGACAAUGUCCUGAUCAGAAACUACAAUAAAUCAAGAAAGUUUGACACUCUCUUCCUCCAGGAAGCGUUCAAGAUCAUUGAUAUGAACAGGGAGGGAAACAUAGUCACGGUACAACAAGAAGGAAGCGGUCUCACCCUGUGUCGCCACCCGGAUGAUCUCAAACCUUCGAAAAGUCGACCGGACAACCGCGAAGAGAAACAGGAGUGCAUGCAGUACGCCGAGAUCCAAUGGCCAGAAGUAAUUGAGCACGAUGACGACGAAAGCUACUGCCUGGAAAAGAGAGAUACAGCACCACCGCCUAGACGAAGUCAACGGAAAUGGACGACCAUUCCAGUUUACAAGUAAACACGAAUGUUUACGAACAGUAUUCAUUUUAUCUAUUUGUGAUAGGGGAUGAUGUAUAUGUAUAUAUUGUCGGUUAAUGUUGGACAAAGCGGGACAUCAGGAGCGAUGGUGGACAGUUAAAAAGAGCGGGAAAGGACGGAGGGAAAGAAACAUUACAUUGUAUACUAUGGGUUGAUAUUAUUAAAAGAGACGAACAAACCAGUUUAUAUUCCUGACUUAGUAAGAAACGGGCUUUAACGACAGGACAUAAGUAUCGCGCAUCGAACAGUAUCAUUGCCAUAAUUAACGGCAAUGGAAUGUUUGCAUGGAUUCCCAGCGUCCACGGUUUCUACAAAAAAGGAAAAUUUUGGCUUUGCAACAAAAAUAACCCCAAGAGUUGUGAAUUAUUUUGCCCUGAUCAAGACCGCUCGUUGUACGAAACGGCUAUGGCAAUGUGGAGAACGAAUGGACCAAUUCAUCCGGUGUGUGAUACUCACCAAAGACUAGCAAGAAUGAAAGUCGUCAAAGACGUUAGUAAACUGAACUUUGGAAGGCCGUUUUUUGUUUGUUGCGACCGCGAGAAUCCAUGUGAGUUCUGGCAGUGGGGUGACAGACACGAGUUGCCAAAACCAAAGUGCGGACACGGAUUGAAUGCUUGCGUGCGGAAAGUCAAAAAGGAAGGAGAAAAUCAAGGCCGCCUUUUCUUCUGUUGCCCAAACGAUCGAGAAAAGUCGUGCGAUUUUUUUUAA
Paramuricea clavata is the source of this 1176-nucleotide messenger RNA. The record is from the annotation of a GenBank genome assembly. Lineage: Eukaryota; Metazoa; Cnidaria; Anthozoa; Malacalcyonacea; Plexauridae.